GUGACCUCAUUGUUUUGAUCACGUGGCCUACCCUAACUUCCGGUAGGCAGAAAAGUGUCAACACAACAGCAGACAACGCAUUAGCGAGAAGACGUUCUAGCAUUAUACGAAUAAGAUCCAUUUCUCCUGCAUAAUUUAUCGCUUACAUUGGAAUCUAAGUAACAUGGUUGUGUCGUGCGUGGUAGUUGGUUGCACGAAUAGAUUUCAAAAAGGUUCAGGCUUGAAAUUUCAUCGAAUUCCGACUGCCGAUGAAAGAAGACGCAAGUGGCUUCAAGCGAUCAACCGCAAGAAUUGGACGCCUGAUCAUGAUGGUGAUCGAGUUUGUGGAGUUCACUUUGCAUCAGGUUUGAAUAUUUACAUUUCUUUGGCCAACAACCCAUAAUUUUCAUUGUUUCAUUGUCAUCGUGAUAAUCUUGUGAUUCUGUAGAUAGUACGUUGUGGCAAAUGGGUUAUGGCUUCAUAUAUCAGUAUGUACUGUGAACCAUCAACAAGAUAAUGGGGGAACCCAACAAUGAUAUACGAUAGUCACCUUUUAAUAUUUAUUUUAAAAACAUGUUUUUAUUUUUUUCUAACAUAUCAAAUGUAAUAAUGUUGGUUUGAUAGAACUGUCCAGUUUUCGAUCAGAAUAUCUUUUUUUAUUUUGAUAAGCGUAUGCCAAAUGAGCUAUAUUUUUGGAAAUCUAGGUAAGAUCCUCACAUUAUUUUCUCUUUUAUAUAAAUGUGUGAUUUGCAGUUAAGAUUUUGAAUUUAUUUCCAGGAUCUGCUAGAAGUGACCCAAGUGAUCCAGACUAUGUUCCACAUGUCAACAUGGGAUAUAAGACUGCAUCCAUGAUGACACCUGAAGCGAGGAAAGAUCGUUUUUACAGGGCACAGAUUAGAGAAGAUACCAAGAACAAACAAGCCAAGGAUAGCCAAGAAAGAAGUAAUGCUGCCUCAAUUCUACUUGAGUUGUCACUCAAUUCUUCCCUCAAUGAGCAGAGUGAACAAGGUGUUGAAGAAGAAGAAAAUCAGCCUGCACGAGACUUACAUGACCCCUGCAUUGAAGUGAUCAUGAAACUGAAAGCCGAAAAGAGACAGCUGCUCACAGAGGUAGAAAACCUACAAGCUGAAUUACAGGAUACAAGACAUCAGCUCAGAGCUUGUAGGUUCAGUGACCGAUUUUUGGAAGGAGACAAGAAGGAUGGAAAGACAUUGUUUUUCACAGGUAUCUCUAGUCAUGCCAGCUUCUUGUGGUUAGUUCAGUUCUGUGCACAUAUACUUCCUGUCUCGAUGACUCUAACUCCUGCCAGUGUGCUCAUGUUGGUGCUGAUGAAGCUACGUUUGAAUCUAGUAGACCAGGACUUGGCCUACAGAUUUGGAGUGUCAAGACAAACUGUGAAUGAUUUAAUCAGUAAGACCAUUCCACCACUUGCCCACAAAUUAUCAUUCCUGAUACAUUGGCCUGAAAGUGACGAUAUAUUAAGAAAUAUGCCCAAAGUGAUCAAACAAUCUUACAGAAAGUGCAGGGUCAUUAUAGACUGUUGCGAAAUAUUUAUUGAGAGGCCUGGCAAUUUCACUGCACGAGCUAUGACAUGGUCCAACUAUAAAAGCCAUAACACUAUAAAGUUUCUGUUAGGAAUUGCACCCCAUGGAGCUGUCACCUUUGUGUCGAGAGCCUUUGGUGGAAGGGUUUCGGACAAAGUCAUCACACAGCGCUCAGGAUUCCUUCAGCUUCUGGAACAUGGGGAUCUGAUCCUUGCUGAUCGCGGAUUCCUUAUUUCGGAUGACCUUGCUGCAUGUGGUGCGCAGCUUGCCAUACCAGCAUUUACACGGGGGAAAUCUCAGCUCAGCCCUAAAGAAAUCGAAAUUGGAAGGAGGCUGUCACGGGCCAGAAUACAUGUUGAGAGGGCUAUAGAAAGAGUAAAAAACUUCAAGAUUCUGAGCACCACCCUGAAGAUCAACCUUGUGCCUCAUUUUGACAAUAUUAUGACUGUAUGCAGUGCUCUGUCAAAUCUUCAUCAAAAUUUGCUGUAGUGUAAUCUUGUUCAUAAAUACUUAUUGUGUUGGUUUACAUGACUAUGAGCAAUGGGAAUGUAAUUUGUAAGCCAGUCAGUAAACAAAUAAGGCCCAAUGUUCCUGAUAUCUAUUCUGAUUUAGUUUAAGAUUUUAAAUGAGAUAUUUGGUAACAUAUUGAUUUCAGUAAUUGUUUUUCAAAUGUUUAAAUUAACAACAAACACAGGAUUAAAUGGCAAAUAUAGUGUGUAUUCU
Molecule: messenger RNA, 2246 nt
Organism: Haliotis rubra (blacklip abalone)
Lineage: Eukaryota; Metazoa; Mollusca; Gastropoda; Lepetellida; Haliotidae
Exons: 2
Coding region: 807-2012 (401 amino acids)
Source: RefSeq, a predicted model, not a curated record